UAAAAGUAGAGUUAAUAAUCAAAUUACAGAUGGCAUUAAGAUUCUCAGCAAUAGCAUCAUCAAGUCUAGUACGUCGUCGAUUGCCCAUAGUAGGCGCCUUCUGCGUUCUUACUUUUGGUCUCUCUAAUUUUUCAAUACAAAGUUUUACUAAAACCGGUUCUGCUCUCUCGCUUCCCUUUCCCCCUCUCUUACGGUCGAAAUUAAGACAGAGUACGAGUGUUAGCAAUAGCAUCAGAAUGGAAGGAAGCAACAAGAUUGUUCCCAGCAUUGUUGUCUAUGUCACUGUUCCUAACAAAGAAUUGGGUAAGAAACUAGCAGGGAGCAUAGUCAAGGAGAAACUUGCAGCAUGUGUUAAUCGAGUACCAGGCGUCGAAUCAGUUUACGAGUGGGAAGGAGAGGUACAGACUGAUUCUGAGGAGCUGCUUAUAAUCAAGACCAGGGAAUCCCUUUUGGAAGCUCUUACAGAGCAUGUGAAGGCCAACCAUGAAUAUGAUGUUCCUGAAGUGAUUGCCAUGCCCAUAGUUGGUGGCAGCCCCCAGUACCUAGAAUGGCUCAAGAACAGCACUAGGGAGAAAUGAUUAAGCCAAGACAGGCUUGUUCAACUUUAGCCUGUAGUUAUGUUGGACAAUGUCCCUUGCUCCCAUGUCUAGCGCUUAUCACAGACAAAUACUAAUGUUUAUUUCGUGUUUUUGUCUAAUAGUUAUUACUCAAAAACAGUCAAACUGUGUGGGUAGUCCUGAACUUGAUACGAGCUCUCAUAUCUAUCUCAAUAAUAUCUUAAAUGCCUGUGUUAUUUAUGGCAUUGCUUGUUGUAUUCCA
Messenger RNA from Nicotiana attenuata, 819 nucleotides. Its product is annotated as protein CutA, chloroplastic. Gene Ontology annotation, biological process: response to metal ion. Bases 30 to 578 code for a protein of 182 amino acids. Lineage: Eukaryota; Viridiplantae; Streptophyta; Magnoliopsida; Solanales; Solanaceae. The transcript has 6 exons. Gene Ontology annotation, molecular function: copper ion binding. The record is from RefSeq and is a predicted model, not a curated record.